Molecule: messenger RNA, 1296 nt
Organism: Phyllostomus hastatus (greater spear-nosed bat)
Lineage: Eukaryota; Metazoa; Chordata; Mammalia; Chiroptera; Phyllostomidae
Gene: UBXN10
Product: UBX domain protein 10
Exons: 2
Coding region: 133-978 (281 amino acids)
Cellular component (GO): endoplasmic reticulum
Molecular function (GO): ubiquitin binding
Source: RefSeq, a predicted model, not a curated record
GUUCUGGCCAGACCGGAAGCACGUGGCCCCCCACCGGCGUGGUUGCCCGGGCGACCGGCGCUGUUUACCAGGGGGGACUGAGCCGGGUGGCUGCCGCGGAUGGAGCGGAGAGGCGAGGGGUCUUGAGAAGCAAUGGCCGCAGAAGCCACCGUGAACGCCGCCUCCACUGAGUGCCACCCCGUGGUCAGCACAGCAGCCGACAGCUUCGUUUGGCCGCCAGACUCACUGAACAUGCACGUCAUACGGCCCAAGUCCGCCAAGGGGCGUACUCGGCCGAGUCUGCACAAGCCCCAGGGCGCGGGGCUGUGCCCGCAACGCACGCCAUCUUCUCCGCCUCCAGCCAUUCCCUGCGAGCCGCCAGGCAGCCAGAAACCAGGAGCCUGUGCGCCCAGAUCGCCAAAUCAGGGAGCGCCCCAUGAGGUCCCCGAGCUGCUGCAGCAGGUGCCCUUAGGGACUUCCUCAUCCCUCAAUAAAUACCCGGUCCUUCCUUCCAUCAGCAGGAAGACCCCGGAGGAGGGGGCUGGGGAAACAGUCGCGAAAAAGGCUGGCUCCCUGCAGCUGGGCAGCAUCCAGGCUCUGCACCAAGAGGAGGCCUGCACCAUGAAGACAGGCAAAGAAGGUUCCAGAGCUCCAGCUCGUUCCCCAGAGAAGAAACUCUUUGUCCAAACCAGGAGACAGAGCCCCUCCAGGGCCGGAGUCCCGGAGGAGCCAUCAGAUCAAGAGCCAAGGCUGCUGCUUGCUGUGAGGUCACCAUCAGGCCGGAGGUUCGUCCGCCACUUCCGGCCAACCGAUGACUUACAGACCAUUGUGGCCGUGGCUGAGCACAAGAACAAGGCCACCUACCAGCACUGCUGCAUCGAAACGAUGGAGGUGCCCAGGAGACGUUUCUCUGACCUCACCAAGUCUCUGCAAGAGUGCAGGAUCCCCCACAAGUCGGUGCUGGGCAUCUCCCAGGAAGGCCGGGAGGAGCGGAUCUGAGUCCACAGCCCCGCGGCUGGGGUCCUGGGUCUCCGAGCAGGGAGCAUUCUCAGGUGCCAUGGCCUCCGGGGCAGAGGGUUCUGAGUGCCCUGGGAGCCCGGUGCAGCUCUGAUUCUUGGGAAUCUCGUCUUCACGGCGUCUCCUUUAAAGCAGUGAAGUGUGCACCUGCACCAAGUGCACUGAGAAGAUUCUCUUCCGGUUCUCUACACCCCCGGAGUGGACUGGUCAGUUACCAGGGCUGCUCCUGGAACAGCUGUGACCAUGCCUCCUCCUUCCUAGAGUUUGGGACCUUCUUGGAGCCCCUGCUCGCCUUUACAA